Lactuca saligna is the source of this 1353-nucleotide messenger RNA. Lineage: Eukaryota; Viridiplantae; Streptophyta; Magnoliopsida; Asterales; Asteraceae. The record is from the annotation of a GenBank genome assembly.
AUGGAAGCCAGUGCUUCUUCUAAGAUUCAAUCAAGAAAUCAAACAAAAUCCCUAACACACAUGCCAUUUGAAGUAAUGGAGAAAAUAAUAGUCGACUUGGCAAAAAUUUCAGCAAUCGAGGCUUUUAGGAUGAAGAGUGUUUGCAGAUUCUUCAACGAGGCAGGAAAAACGGAUGAAGUAUAUAAACAUAUGGAGUUAGAUGGAUUACAAUUUCGUGUUUGGUCUGACCAGAAACAUGAAGUUGUCAAUAAAUGCAUAGAGAUGAGAAACCCAAAUAUUCUAUUCAGGAAUGGAUUGCUAUUUUUCUUAGAAGCUAAACAUGAGGGGAAAAAGAUGCUUGAAGAAGCAUCUGUAUUGGGGAAUUUGGAUUCAACAUUUGUCUUGGGAAUGAUGUUGAUGGCUGAAGGGAGACAUAGGAAGCAGGAAGCUUUGAACAUGUUGAACAAUGCUUACCGCAGAGCAAAAGGUAAGUGGAAUCUUAGAGCAACUUGUUCUACGGUUCAUGUCCACUUAAAUAGGGAGAGGGGGAAAUAUGUACACUUCCAUGGCUUCCAUAGAUCUUGUGCAUUGCAAAAUUCUGUAAUUAGUGUGUCAGACGCUUUUGUGAAUGGAUACAGAUGGGUGUUUAUGUGUGAAAUUUGUUUAUGGGAUGCUUGUUUCAUUAGAAUGUCGAAUACUAGAAGUUUCCGUUCGUUAGAUGAUCUUCCACUAGAGCUUUUGAGUCGGAUAUCUGUAGUAUUAGGGUCAGAAUCUGCAAAAGACAUCGUCUUGAAAGACUUUGGGGGUGAUCCUCAAGUGUACAGAACAACAUGCAUUGACAUGUUUGAAGGAAUGGGUCCCAAAAAUCUGGAAGCUAAUUUAUUUAUACGCACAUGUGCAUUGCAUAAUAACAUUGAAGCCAUGUUUAGACAAGGAAUUAUAUGUGUAGUUUCAGAUGAUUGCUUUUAUUAUGACAAUUUUGAUUUCGGAAUGACUUUGUUGAGACAAGCAACAAAUGAAGAUCAUCUUGAGGCAAUUUAUUUGCUUGGAAUGAUCUACAUUUCAAGAGGGCCUCAUCAACGUGAUAAAGGUUUACAAUUACUUGAUGCCUAUUUUGGUUGGGUAGUUUCGGAUGAUGGGGAGUGCACGGGUGUUGUUGAUAGGGCCAAAGAGUUGUUGCAGGCUGUUGAUGUUGUUCAUAGACUUACAACGAAUAACAUCACAUUCCAAUGUGAAGAUCCAUGUCAUUCUGUUAAAGGUUCAUUGGCAAUAGGCCAUGAAGAGGAUGAGGAUCGACAAAGAUAUUGCACUGUUUGUCAUUGGUAUUUAGAGUAUGGUAGGUUUGGUAUAUUUCUUAAAACUAUUAAUGGUUGA